Messenger RNA from Pecten maximus, 1632 nucleotides. RefSeq lists its product as uncharacterized. The record is from RefSeq and is a predicted model, not a curated record. Lineage: Eukaryota; Metazoa; Mollusca; Bivalvia; Pectinida; Pectinidae. The transcript has a single exon. The coding region runs from base 1 to 1632 and encodes 543 amino acids.
AUGCCUGACAGGCCCUCUACACCUUUAAACAUUGAGAGGUUAGCCGAAGAAUUACAGAACCAUCCCGACAGGCAUUUCGUGGACUAUUUAAUAGAAGGACUUAAGCAAGGUUUUGAUACAAAGGUGUCAACUACCUCUCUUCCCACUAAGGAAUGUAAGAACUUACAAUCUGCCAACAAUAAUGCUACCAUAGUAGAUACUCUUAUUUCCUCCGAGUUAGAGAAAGGGUUUUUAUGUGGACCAUUCCAACGACUUCCAUUCGAGCAUUACAGAGUCAGCCCCAUUGGAGUUGCUAUUGGGAAAUACUCAAAGAAACCUCGAUUGAUCGUGGAUCUAUCUUCCCCUCAUGAAGAUACUGAUCAUCCAUCCAUCAAUGAACUUAUCGACAAAGAACAAUGUUCAUUAAGCUAUGUUAAGAUAGACGAUGCGGUUAAUAUAAUUCAAUCAUUAGGAAGAAAUACUACAAUGUGUAAAACUGAUAUAUCAGACGCGUUCAAACUGAUACCUAUUCAUCCUAGUCAGUGGCAUUUAUUUUGUGUUCAGUGGAAGGGAAGCUAUUAUUUUUAUAACAAGCUAGCAUUCGGGUGCAGAUCAAGCCCUAAGAUUUUUGACACCCUAUCAGAAGCCGUGUGUUGGAUAGCACAGCACAAUUACGGAAUUUCCCACAUCAUGCAUUUGUUAGACGAUUUCAUCACUUUCGAUGGCCCAGGCGUAUGUGGGGAACGCAACAUGGCUCUACUUUACCUGAUUUUCAACAGAUUAAAUAUUCCCAUGGCCAAACACAAAACUUGUGGACCAGAAACUGUCAUAGAGUAUUUGGGUAUUAUUUUGGAUUCUAUCAAUAUGGAGGCACGGUUACCAGUGGACAAAUUGGUAAGAAUUACAGAAUUCUUGACUGACUUCUUAAGUAAGUCAUCGUGUACCAAGAGGGAGAUGCUACAAUUGCUUGGUCACCUCAACUUUGCAAGUAGAGUCGUGAUACCCAGUAGAGCAUUCGUUUCCCACCUGAUUCGAUGUUCUACUACAGUUAAACACCUUCAUCAUUAUAUCAGGAUAAACAAUGAUUGUAGAGAGGAUAUUAGAAUGUGGAGGCAAUUCUUACUACAUUGGAAUGGUGUGUCUAUGUUCUAUAAUACGCGAGUUAUAACUUCUGAUGACUUGCGUCUGUUCACAGAUGCAUCAGGUACUCGUGGAUUUGGCGGUAUAUUUCAACAAGAGUGGUUCGCUGAACCGUGGCCUACAAGUCUACGUGAAUCGGUGUCGCAAGUAGAUGAAUUAUCUAUCGCGUUUAAGGAACUUUAUCCGAUUGUGGUAGCAGCAUUAUUGUGGGGUCACAAAUGGGUUGGCCAGCGUAUCGUAUUUAUGUGUGAUAACUCUGCUACAGUGGCUAUUCUUCAGAAAGGCCGCUCCAAAUCAGCUCACAUUAUGCCACUUAUGAGAAGACUAACUUUGUGUGCUGCCACUCAUAAUUUCUGCAUAUUAUCUAAACAUGUCCCAGGUAGACACAAUGUGAUUGCUGAUUCUCUGUCUCGAUUACAGUUGCAGAAAUUUCGACACCUGGUUCCAACAGCCUGCAAGUACCCACGCACAGUUCCAGCUCCAGCACACAUCUUGUGGAGCUCCAGCCUGUAA